This is a messenger RNA of Acanthisitta chloris (rifleman), 309 nucleotides long. RefSeq names its product probable phospholipid-transporting ATPase IH. Gene Ontology annotation, molecular function: ATPase-coupled intramembrane lipid carrier activity. Gene Ontology annotation, biological process: phospholipid translocation. The record is from RefSeq and is a predicted model, not a curated record. The coding region runs from base 10 to 282 and encodes 90 amino acids. Gene Ontology annotation, cellular component: endoplasmic reticulum; plasma membrane; recycling endosome. The transcript is spliced from 3 exons. NCBI's taxonomy places the organism in Eukaryota, Metazoa, Chordata, Aves, Passeriformes, Acanthisittidae.
GAUAUUGUAAUGGUAAAAGAAGAUGAAACAUUCCCAUGUGAUUUAAUAUUUCUAUCCAGUAGUAGAGGAGAUGGAACAUGUUUUGUCACAACAGCUAGUCUGGAUGGUGAAUCCAGUCAUAAAACUUACUAUGCUGUUCAAGAUACAAAGGCAUUUCACAAUGAGCAAGAAAUCGAUGCACUACAUGCUACCAUUGAAUGUGAACAACCUCAGCCUGACCUUUAUAAAUUUGUUGGUCGAAUAAAUGUUUACCAUGAUAGGAAUGAGCCUAUUGCAAGGUAGGAAAAUCCAGAGUUUCUACACCUUUAA